GCACUGACGUCAAUGUCUGUCGAGCGCCAGAACAUCAUUCCUCACAGCCCGAGCAUCAGAGCGGAAUGCACGCUCAUUCCAGUCAUGUAGAGCCCUUAUCUGGGAAUGAAGAGAUGUGCUGGAGCCCUUGGCACCCAUAUGCCCCAUUUGCAUUUUAACGUUUGCCAUUAGAAGCAUACUCAUACUUCAGUUGCUUUCUAAGAGCAGGUGAAGGUGGAUGAAUCAUCCACACACACACACACACACACACACAAACCUCUUUCUCCAGUAGUUCACUAGAAAACUAUGGUCAUGGCCGCUCAGGACCAAAAGCCGUUGCAACGGGCUCCGGUACGCGUAGGAUUUUACGAUAUUGAGCGCACACUGGGAAAAGGCAAUUUUGCAGUUGUGAAGCUGGCGAGACAUCGAAUCACAAAAUCUGAGGUGGCCAUUAAGAUCAUAGACAAAACCCAGCUAGAUGCGGUGAACCUGGAGAAGAUCUACAGAGAAGUGGAAAUCAUGAAACUGCUGGACCAUCCUCACAUCAUCAAGCUUUACCAGGUUAUGGAGACCAAAAACAUGCUCUAUCUAGUCACAGAAUACGCCAGAAAUGGAGAGAUAUUUGACUACCUGGCCAGCCGCGGGCGGCUCAGUGAGGUGGAUGCGAGGAAGAAGUUCUGGCAGAUCCUCUCAGCGGUGGAGUACUGCCACCAGAGAAAUAUCGUACACCGAGACCUGAAGGCUGAGAACCUGCUCCUGGACACUCAUAUGAACAUGAAGAUAGCAGAUUUUGGCUUUGGGAACUUUUUCCGUCCAGGGGAACCCCUGACAACUUGGUGCGGCAGCCCCCCUUAUGCAGCUCCAGAGGUGUUUGAGGGGCAACAGUAUGAGGGUCCACAAUUGGACAUCUGGAGUAUGGGGGUGGUUUUGUACGUGUUAGUGUGCGGCGCUCUUCCAUUUGAUGGCCCUAGCCUUCCUGUCCUCAGACAGAGGGUCCUUGAGGGUCGUUUCCGCAUCCCAUACUUCAUGAGCGAGGACUGCGAGCACCUGAUCAGGAAGAUGUUGGUUCUAGAUCCAGCCAGGCGUUUGUCUCUGAGUCAGAUUAAAGAGCAUCGCUGGAUGGUGCAGGAGGUCCCGUCCCAGCGGCCUGUGCUCUACAGACAGGGUUUGCCCUGUGAAAGUAAAUCAGGUUUGGGGGAGCACAGUGAGCAGGUGCUUCGCCUCAUGCACAGCCUGGGAAUUGACCAGCAGAAGACCAUUGAGUCUCUCCAGAACAAAAGCUAUAACCACUUUGCUGCUAUCUACUACCUGCUGGUGGAGCGGUUGAAGGCGCAUCGCAGCAGUUUCCCUGUGGAACAGCGUUUGCACGCCAGCCAGCGCCGCCCCAGCACCGUCGCCGAGCAGACUGUUGUCAAGACAAUUGCGGUUCCCUCUCAAGCGGGCGUCCCCCCUCAGGCAGCGCGUCAACUGCGUUCACCUGUUUUGCUGCAGUCCACCGCAGAAACCUUUACCUUCCCACAAAGCCCUGCUUCCCCAGAUCAGACGCUCAUGGAGGAAGACGUGGCUACUCCUAAGGUGGACGGCUGCUUGCUGGAUCCGCUUCCUCCAGUCGUGGUCCGCAAAGUCAGCGGCUCGCUGCCUAGCAACGUUAUGGAGACAUCCAUUGAUGAGGGCAUUGAAGCGGAGGAAGAGCACACUGUUCCCCUCGCCGCCUUUCAUACAGCUCGAUUCAGCCAGCGCCGCCACACGCUGUCUGAGGUCACCAACCAACCUGCUGCGCAGCCCCUUACAGAUCUGAACCCGUCCCUCAGCAGCAUGGACUCGCAGUACAGUAUGGGUUCAACUCAGAGCGACUGCAGCUUUCCUGAAGAGAGUCCAGCAUUAAACUCUACACCUGCCGGCUCCACAGCUCCAGUCUUCCUCAGCAUGAAGCCGCCUGAAGCCUGCCUGCAGACGCUCAAUCCACAGGGACACAAUCACUCAUUAGUCAGCUUCCGAGAGGGGCGAAGGGCUUCAGACACCUCUCUCACACAAGGGUUGGUGGCAUUCAGACAUCACAUCCAGAACCUGGCCAGGACCAAGGGCUUCCUGGAGCUCAAUAAAGCACAGAUCGUGUUAGGAGAUGGUGGAGCAUGCGGAAACACUAUGAUCAGCCCUCGGGAGCUCCUAGAGCCUCACCAUCCGCUCAACCACCAGGGAGAAGGACGGCCAUGUCUUGGUGGAAAAGAUCCAUCGACAUUCACUGGAAAAAUGCACCCUUAUUUGCUGUCUAGGAGACAGAGUCUGGAGACACAGUACCUCACUCAACGCCUACAGAGAGCCAGUCAGUUGGCAAGCGGCCUUGGAAGUGGCCAGAUGUUUUGUAAAGAGGCUGCACCGCGCACUUUAGAGCAACAACUCCAGGAACACAGACUCCAACAGAAGAGGCUCUACCUCCAGAAGCAGUCUCAGGUUCAGGCUUACUUCCACCAGAUGCAGCUGGCUGAGGACGCUUACCCUGCCCAGGACCCUCAGAUCAGCAGCAGCCCCCAACCCAGCCCUCCCUUUACAAGGACCCAAACCCUAACCCCUUUUUUGGAGCCUGGCAUCUCAUCCCUGUCAUACAGUCCCAAGUCUGCCCGCUUCCCAGAGUGGCCUCCGCCACCCGAAAACCUCAGCAACUACACCCCAUCCCUUCCUACAGAGCCCCAGUACGCAUGGAGUCCUGCCCAGCCUCCUCUGCCCCCAGGUAAAGCUGAGACCCCUUCAGUUCAACCCGCACCUGAAGCCCCUUUCCUGGACUGCGAGAUGAUGGAGACCGUAGAGGCUCCACAAGGCUGUGUCCUCGUGAACUAAACAUGAAAUACAGCACUCUGAGGCUGGUUCUCAGGCUGAAGAUGUGGCGAAAUAAGCGCCCUCAGGGACGAACAAGACGCGGUGGUUUACACCACAUUUUACAAACCUACAGACGUGCACUUGAUCCUGUGGUAGACCAUUACAGACCUUGGUGUUCAGAGAUGUUUGUGAGAUGCGCUAGUGUUUUCUUUUUUUCUCCAGUAAGCACAGUUGAAAUGUAGUGCAGCUACCAUAGAGUUUAAAAAUCAGUAUUAAAGCAAUAUUCCUUUUCCUAUAUAAUAGUUCCACGAGUUUCAGUGUUUUUAUAAGUAGUUUGUUUUCUCCUUAAAUGAUCAGUAGCUACUCAAGUUUUCAUUAUUAGUAGUAUUGUGUGAUUUUUAAAUACUAAUUAAGAGAAAUGUGUAAAUAUAAGAAUUUAUCUAAGGAAUGAAACAUAAUUAUUAGAAAUAAUGUUGAAGUCAACAUGAAACUGCACUCAAAAGAUUUGGUGUGUGUGAGACACGAGACGUGACUUUUUUUAUUAUUAUUAUUUUUUGGUCAAAAAAAGGCACACUGAUGCUUGAAAAGCCCUUUUUGUCUUGGACACACAUACAACCUACUUGGCAACAAAUAUUUUAACAACUCAUAAAACAAUCUAAUAUAAUUCAUAAAUGCUGCAAACAAUUAUUAUUUUGUUAGUUUAUGACACCUAAAGCACCAAGCGAUGUUAAACUGAACCUUGAAUCUAAAGUAUUACUUGUGAGUGUCAUUUACACUUAUGUGUAAAUGUACUCAUUUUGAAACACUUGCGUUUUGUUACAAUUAGGCCUGGCAUUAACGCUACUCUGUCAGAAACUGAGCACUUAGAGAACGCUAGAAGCCCCCAUUUUAUUUUGCAAAUGUUCAAAAGACCAAUCAAAGAGUUAUUGUGGAUAGCUACGCCUCUGCAUUUAUAGUUAGUUUCAUUCCCUCUAUAUCUAGGAUGUCUAAACUCAGUUCUGAAGGGCCGAUGCCCUUCUGGUUUGAGCUCCAACUUUCCUUAACCCACCUGCAUGGAUAAUUCUAGAACAUAGGUAUCAAACUGGAUUCCUGGAGGGCUCCAACCUUGAUCAACCACACCUGAUCCAACUAAUCAAGGUGUUCGAGACCACUAAAGACUAAGCAGGUGUGAGUUGGAGGAGGUUGGAGCUAAACUCUGCAGAGCUGCAGCCCUCCAGGAAUUGAGUUUAGUACCAUUGUUCUAGAACAGUGGUUCCCAACCUUUUUGAGACCCUCUUUGCCCCUGAAAAAUAUUGUCAACAUUUAAUGAUAUUAUUGCACAUGUAAGUUUGCAGUAAGGAUGACAAAAAAAAAUGAUAUGUUUAUUAUUAUAUCUAUAUAUGUUUAUGCACAAAUAAUAUCUAAUGUAAAAUAUAAAAGCAAAAUAUCAGAAGGCCAUUUGUAGCUGAAAAACAUAAGCCUUUUGGCUUUUAAAUAAGCCUUAUAUUAGUUGCCAAUUAGUGGCACAUUUUUUCAUUUUGGAUUGUGUGUUAAUUAUUUUGCCUUGCCCUCAAAAAAGGCUCUGGGCUUGUUACGGUAUUGGGGGUGAGUCGUCAGCAAAUGUCUUAUUAAUUUUUUUACGGCCUCAUUCGUUAGCAAGAACUUUGCUGCAGACAAUGCUCUGUGGCUUUGCAUCAAUAGAAUGAAAUAAAACCACAGUUCAGGUAACAACCUCCUGCCUUUCGUGUUUCCAGUAUUGCUGUCGCUAGAGCUUCCUCACCUGGGUCCAGUAUGCUUGGGUCAUUAGCAUUUAUGCUUUUUUUGUGGAGGAUGAAUUACAAAUAUGUAUUUUUUUUUUUUUUGGCACCCAGGGAAUAAAAUGAACUAAGGCAACGUGAUCAAUCUCCUAAUUGUCCACUGCUAAAAAUAUGACGUGACCCCCCACAGAGCUCACUGAGGCCCCCUUGUGGGCCGGGACCCCGGUCAAGUAAGAGCUUGAUUAGCUAGCCUAGGUGUGUUUGAUUAGGGUUGAAACAAAACUAAGUAGAACACCGGCUGUCCCGGACUCAGUUUAGCCACCCCUUAAAUAGAGGGACUGAAACUAACUAUGAAUGCAGAGGCAUGGCUAUCCACCAUAGCUCUUUGAUUGGUCUUUCGAAGAUUUGUAUAAAGUUCCCUGAAUGGUCAAGUAUCUCUCAUAUGACCAAAACUAAACCAGUAGACUGCAAGUAUGGAUACUGGCAAAAUAGCAUGAAUGGUCACGUAUCAUGUGCUUGGUUGAAUAGUGUGGGUAAAGAUGCUGUAAAAAAAACUUUUUAUUCAAAAGUGCACUAGUGUAAAUGGCACUGUUUGACAUUUGUGUGUAUAACCGAUGUGAUGUCAGCUGAAAAAUCUAAUAUUUAAGACGUGGCGCAAUGAAAGAAUACCAAAACAAACCUUCUUCGUAAUAGUAUCCUCUGAUUUAUGUGAAUGAUGUUCCUAAACAAUGCUAAACGAAAUGGGUUGAUUUGAUUUCAUGUUGACUUUCAAAAUCACACUACCUACUUCAGAGUCUUCAAAGUAGCUUGGAGUAAAACAAGGUUACAAUACAUAGCUUUCCUGCAAAUACAUAUGCUUUUAGAGCAGGGGUGUCAAACUCAGUUCCUGGAGGACCACAGCUCGGCAGAGUUUAGUGCCAGCCUUGCUUCAAUACACUUAGGGUGCUUUCACACCUGUGGAUCAAUUUUCUUUUUCCGAAACACGGAUUCAAAGUGUUCAAAUGUGGCACGUUGUUCUCUGUGCGGUUCGCUUUCACACGGCAAAGUUUCUAAAUGGACCAAAAUGACUAAAACAAGUCACAGUUUCAGGGUUUUUCUUUGCAGAGUCCCGCUCAGCUGUCAUGCGUCCUUAUUUUAAUGUAUGACAAUGAGCAAAAAGACAUUAUAAGCGAAAAGCUGCGCGUUCAUUUUAAGUGGAGACACCCACAGACAUCGUCAACAAAUAUAAAUCAGAGGUAAGUUUUUCUCAUACAUAGCAGUUGGCCUAUGCAUUAUAGGCUUUACACUAGUAAAGAGAUAAACCGAAGAGUAAUAACAGAUAAACCAAGACUGCUGUUUGGUCGAUUUUUCUAAAGGAUAAACAGCUCUUGUUAAUAGUAAACAUGCUUUCACUUUUGCAUUGGACAUAAAACACACAUUUACCGGUAAGAAUGACAUCCUGCCCUACUCAUCAUUCUCUCUUUAUAUAGUCAUAAACGGCUAUUACAUAUCCAUCAUACACUGUGAUGUAGCCUGUGUCGGAUUGUAAUGCUUUCUCACUAGAAUCGAUCUGCUCCAAAGUUUGUUUGAAUCUUGAUGAGACCUGCGAUCUUGGAUCGAUUGUUUUGAUGCGGAUCUAAGCACGAUUGCUGGAUUCACAUAUGCCAAGCGAACCGUGCUAACUGGGAAAAGGCGCCAGGUUCCGAAACAAAAGUAUCAAACAAGCCUAAAGCACUCAGUUUGAUCAGCUGUGUUUAAUUAGGGCUGGAACUAAACUGUGCAGAGCUGCGGCUCUCCAGGAACUGAGUUUGACACCUGUGCUUUAGAGCCUCUGUAAACAUACAGACUUGAGUUACGUAGAUGAAAGCAAUUAGAAUCAACAAAAAAUGAUCUCACACUGCCGUGCACUACUACUACUCAACAAGAUUAUUAUUAUAUAGAAACUUAAGUGUUGUGCCUUUCAAUUCUUGUUGUUCCUUUUUGAAGAAUGUCUGUUAUUAGAUUGAAUUCUUCAAGUAAAACUUCCUGUUUGGAAAUGCAGUAUGAAGCACCCUCUUUUGACAGAUACCUUGAACCAAAGUCUCCAUUUAGGUUCUGUUUUGAAGUCCACUAUGUGGAUUGUUCUAGAACCAUCCAGCUACAUCAGAGAGUCGUCAUGGUCCUACAGUAUAUGCCAUUUAAAAGUAUAGCAAUAUCCAGAGUAAUAGUCCUGAUGUUUAACAUGGGUGUUUGUAAUGAGUGUCGUCAUUUUGCCUUUGAAGGAAAAAACUAAAAACUAAUUGUGACUAUUUAGUAUUUGUAGUCAGAUCUUUGGCUAUUGUUGAUAUUAUUACUGACAUUGAAAAGUGAACUGUUUUGUUAUAGUCGUUUUUCAGUGCUAUACGGUUUCCCAAUGUGUGAUCACAAUACCAAUUUUUGUCAUAUUCAGUUAAAUGCUGAGAUCCUUUCACGAGGGGAAAUAAAGAUCAUGCUCCUUGAGUAAAAAUG
Danio rerio (zebrafish) is the source of this 6995-nucleotide messenger RNA. Lineage: Eukaryota; Metazoa; Chordata; Actinopteri; Cypriniformes; Danionidae. The record is from RefSeq and is a predicted model, not a curated record.